AUGUCGACCUCGUCGAGCAAGCGUCUCGAAUUCUAUCAGAAGCUGAACUCCACAGAUUGGAAGCUUUUUCCGACAUGCCAUCGGAAAGAACAUCCUUCUAAUUGCGGUUGCCCAAAGCCCUGCAUAAGGAUCAAUGCACUGGAAAAGUGGAUGCGCAAGAAAGAGCCAGGGUCGGACAAAUCCAACGGUGUUUUAUUGUUCGAGGAGAUAGGACCGAUCAAGAGACAUCCAUACCGGUCACCUACUACCGUACUUGGAAGCUGUACUAUUGUGUUCAGCUGGUUGCUAGGGGCUGGUCACGGUCAACUCAUUCACGUCUUUUACGAUGCCGGAGUGGAUGAUGUCAAGCUCAGAAACCCUUUUUAUUCCCUCAGCAAAAAUGUGGCUCUCAAAAACGGUGUCACUGGACUCAUCACCCACGCCGAAUACCAUCCCGAUAAAUUUGACAACCUGAUAAGAACUCUCGAAAGAUUGAGAUGGGAGUUUUGCCCUUUCACUCUGGUGCCGCAUAUGGACAACGAAGCCUUCGGUAACAAACUCUACAUGCCAUUUUGUCGACUAUGGGACGUCCCUGAAUCAGGCGGCACAGCCGAUGUGUAUCUUGCCCAUAUACAAGAGGAAUUUGUGUCGGAUGAACCUGAGUUUAAGCAGCACCUGGGUCCGUGGGUCGUUGACACAGAGUAUGGAAAAUGUUAUAAGCUGGCUGUCAAGAGCAUCAGCGGGUAUCACCUGGAUACAUACAUGCAAGAAAGACAGGCUUUUGUGGGCAUCCGUGACAGACCAGGAAUGCUAAAAUGUCUUGGCUUCUACAGCUUUACCAAAAACGAGCACAACGUCGAUGAAUAUCAUUACAACUUUCUCCUCGAAUACGCCGAGAAAGACCUUCACCAGUUCUUCAAGCAAGAUCCUCCUCGGCUUGCGGAACAUAUUCACUCUCAAUGGGAAGAUUUUUGUCACAUCGCAGCAGCCAUCGAAACUCUUCACGAUUUCGAGGACGAUGGGAUACAGUGGUCAGGGUGGCAUGGCGACAUCAAGCCCAGAAAUUUAUUGCUGGUAGGCGGAGAAUGGAAACUCGCUGAUUACGGCUUCGCUGUCUUUCAUCCGAAAUCUGACGGAAGAAUUAAAGCAAGCCUGAACGAGCGCACAGAGACAUUCGGUGCGCCUGAGACGGUAAAUGUUGACGAGGAUGUUCUUCAGACCGUCGACACAUGGUCAUUCGGCUGUGUGUUGUCUGUUGCGGCAACAUGGAUGGUCAAAGGCAACGAAGGCGUUCUUCAGUACCAGGAGUACAGAUCCCAGAUCGCCAAGAAAGUCAGGCAUGGAUCUCACCCUCCUGAUGCUUUUCAUGACGGGGUCGACGUUCUACCGCACAUCAAAGUCUGGCACACUCAUCUAAGUCAACUCACACGUAGAUCCGACCAUGUCACAAACAAGAUCCUGAGCCUAGUGGAUGAUCGGCUUUUGCAAACGGAGCGACUUACUUCAAAGCAGUUGCGUCUUGAAUUGGACGAAAUUAUGAACCAAACCAGAGAUCUUUCCACAAGCACACCACCAAGCGCAUCCUCGCUAGACAAAGAGCUUUUGAACUUUCUCGAAACUCAUUCUAGAAAGCCUCAUAAGAGCCCAACCCUCCGAGGAAACGGUUUUCCGGCCACGAGGGGUCUUCCACCGGCCAACGCCACUUCAUGCAAUGCCAGCCCAUCCUAUCAACCAGUGGUUCAGCAACCAGAGAGCCCCACUGUCCACGGGCAGUCGCAAUUACAAAGUCUCAAAUCUCCAAAUGAGGAGAGCAUCCCACCACAGGUGCCAAACAUAACAGAAACAAUAUUGCCUGCACUUGGUAUGGAUGUCCCAGUGUUGCCGUCUGUCGACCCGAGCUUCAAUCACCUCCAACCGACCAGAUCUACAGAAACGGAUGGCAACAUAACUACAGCGUCGGUACUAUCAGGACCGACAAUAAGCAAUCUGAUGGACCGAAGACGAAAUCAUUCCCUUGCAUCAUCUCAUGAGCAACAAUCGCUGGAUCGUCGCCAAAGUGACAAUGACGGUCGUCCAAGCGAUGCUGACCAUCCCACUUCCAUUUCUACACUCAGUCCCCUAGCUCCGGUGAAUAGCAGCAAAGAAGCAGCUACGAUUGACCAUGUAUGGGCGGCGGUCGAAGAACUUCACGGCGGUGCUUUUGCUCUCAGUGGACAUCUGAGUUGCGGCGAAACAUGGAUUGCUAGAAUAACCAAUGAGAGACACGAGACGCCCAUUAUGCUGGCUGCGAGUUGCGGUAACCUGAAAGCAGUGAGAGUGCUGGUCAAGCAUUCAGACUUGUCAUCCAGAGACCAUGAGAAUAAGUCUUUGCUCCACCACCUAAUCAUAGGAUCACACGGCAACGGAGAAACAACAGAGUUUUUGAAAACCCUAGAGCAAAUCCUGGCCCAUUGGUCAUAUCCCGGAAACAGCUGGAUCAACUGGCCAGACAUUGAUAAACAUACGUGUCUGUACUUCUGCAUACAAUUCGACAUGCCGAAAGCGGCGGAGCGACUGUUGGCACAGUGUCCUGAAGCAGUCAAUGGUGAUAGCGCGGAUAGUGCACCACUGGUAGAAGCUAUGAAAUGUGGGAGGGAGUCUGUAGCAAAAGCUCUUUUGUCUAAGGGUGCUUCGCUAGAGCACCGAGAGAGACUUAGGGAGUACAAAAACAAGACACCUGGUGCUUGGCGAAUCAUCGAAAGAAAGCUGCGCGAGUCACAAAUACAGACACCGUCGCGGCGAGUUUUUGGAGUCUUCAACAAGAGGAACGAAAUUCGAUGA
This is a messenger RNA of Aureobasidium melanogenum CBS 110374, 2799 nucleotides long. RefSeq lists its product as uncharacterized. NCBI's taxonomy places the organism in Eukaryota, Fungi, Ascomycota, Dothideomycetes, Dothideales, Saccotheciaceae. Gene Ontology annotation, molecular function: protein binding; ATP binding; protein serine/threonine kinase activity. The record is from RefSeq and is a predicted model, not a curated record. Gene Ontology annotation, biological process: peptidyl-serine phosphorylation; peptidyl-threonine phosphorylation. The transcript has 4 exons. The coding region runs from base 1 to 2799 and encodes 932 amino acids.